GAGAGAGGGAGAGGAAUUAUUGUAAUGAGAACUCUUUUGGGUACUCUUAUUUUCUCAUUUCUAAAUUUUUGUCUCCUCAAUGAGCUUGCCCUAGCCGGUGUAACUAGGCACUACAAGUUUGAUAUUAAAGUGAAAAAUGUGACUCGGCUAUGUAACACAACGAGCAUUGUUACUGUCAAUGGAAAGUUUCCGGGACCUCGUAUUAUUGUGAGGGAAGACGAUCGACUUGUCGUCAAAGUCGUUAACAAUUCUCCAAAAAAUGUCUCCAUUCAUUGGCAUGGAGUUCGACAGGUUCGAAGUGGGUGGUACGACGGACCAGCUUAUGUAACACAGUGCCCUAUUAAACCGGGUUCAACUUAUGUGUACAAUUUUACAAUAGUUGGGCAAAGAGGGACAUUAUUUUGGCAUGCACACAUUGGAUGGCUAAGAGCCACUGUUUAUGGUCCUUUAAUAAUUCUACCAAAACUUGGUGUCCCUUAUCCAUUUCCCAAACCUUACAAGCAAUUUCCCAUUCUCUUUGGGGAAUGGUUUAAAACAGAUGCUGAUGCAAUCAUUAAUCAGUCCCUGCAAACAGGUGGAGGUCCUAACGUUUCUGAUGCCUAUACCAUCAAUGGACUUCCAGGGCCAUUAUACAACUGCUCUGCCAAGGAUACAUAUAAGUUGAAGGUGAAACCUGGCAAAACUUAUCUCCUCCGUCUGAUCAACGCAGCACUCAAUGAUGAACUCUUUAUCAGCAUCGCAAAUCACACAGCAACAGUAGUAGAAGUUGAUGCAACUUACAUCAAACCUUUUCAAACAGACAAAUUCCUCAUCACUCCAGGCCAAACCAUGAACCUUCUACUUCACACCAAACCCUUUUAUCCUAACGCCAGCUUCUUCAUAUUAGCAAGACCAUACGCCACCGGCUCCGGGACCUUUGACAACACCACCGUGGCCGCUAUUCUCGAAUACGAACCACCGCCUCAUAACCCUUUAUCAAUGACUCAACUUCCUCUUCUAAAACCGACCCUACCUGCUCUGAACGAUACUCCUUUCGCUUUUGCCUUUUCGAACAGGCUUCGGAGUUUAGCGAGCGCUGAGUACCCGGCUAAUGUGCCGAAGAAAGUAGCGAAACGCUUCUUUUUCACCGUCGGGUUAGGAACUAAUCCCUGCCCGAAAAAUCAGACUUGCCAGGGACCUAACGGGACUAAAUUUGCAGCUUCUGUUAAUAAUAUAUCAUUCUCUUUACCAACUUCAGCUUUGCUUCAGUCUUACUAUUUUAGAAAAUCUAACGGUGUCUACACUGCUGAUUUUCCGAGUAGUCCGAUAAUACCGUUUGAUUUUACGGGUACUCCGACGAAUAAUACGAUGGUGAUGAAUGGAACUAAGGUGGUUGUGCUUCCGUUUAAUACCAGUGUGGAAGUUGUGUUGCAGGAUACAAGUAUUCUUGGAAAUGAAAGCCAUCCUCUUCAUUUGCAUGGUUUCAAUUUCUUUGUGUUGGCGUCAGGAUUUGGAAACUUUGAUCCGAAUAAUGAUCCUGUCAAUUUUAACAUUGUUGAUCCUGUUGAAAGAAACACAAUUGGUGUUCCUUCUGGUGGUUGGGUUGCUAUCCGAUUUCUAGCAGAUAAUCCUGGAGUGUGGUUGAUGCAUUGCCACUUUGAUGUUCACCUGAGCUGGGGAUUGAGAAUGGCUUGGAUUGUUUUAGAUGGACCCCUUCCUAAUCAGAAAUUGCCUCCUCCUCCCCAAGAUCUACCAAAAUGUUGAUUUUCCCCUUUCACAAUUUGUAAUUUUUCUUUUUCUUUUUUGAAAUUUUUUUAGGUAGACUCUAUCCUUCACGUCAUUUGUAGACUAAACCUAUCACAUUAUGACACGUCAUUAAAAUAAUGGCAUUAUCAAAAUAUUACUAUUCAAAAGUGUAAAAAAAAAAUAUAAUAGUGCCACUAUUUUAAUGACGUGUCAUAAUAUAAUAGACUAGUUCACGGAUGACGUGAUAUACUAAAUCUAUCUGAAAAUUUAUCUUUUUGGUAACCCUUGAUGUGCCAGAAAAUAAAUUGAUUGUUGUGUUUCCCCUUUCCUUUUCAUAAAUCUCAGUAGAGUUGUUUCACCUAUUCCAUUUGUGGAAGAUGUGAUCUAUAAUAUAUAUAAGAUUCAAUGAAAUAAUUUUGUGACAUUAUAAUGUUUAAUUUCAGCAAAUUUAAAUAAUCUAUUUAAUUUUGUAUUCGAGAUG
This is a messenger RNA of Mercurialis annua (annual mercury), 2206 nucleotides long. RefSeq names its product laccase-17-like. Lineage: Eukaryota; Viridiplantae; Streptophyta; Magnoliopsida; Malpighiales; Euphorbiaceae. The coding region runs from base 25 to 1743 and encodes 572 amino acids. The record is from RefSeq and is a predicted model, not a curated record. Gene Ontology annotation, molecular function: copper ion binding; hydroquinone:oxygen oxidoreductase activity. Gene Ontology annotation, biological process: lignin catabolic process. Gene Ontology annotation, cellular component: apoplast. The transcript has 6 exons.